Molecule: messenger RNA, 312 nt
Organism: Porites evermanni
Lineage: Eukaryota; Metazoa; Cnidaria; Anthozoa; Scleractinia; Poritidae
Source: the annotation of a GenBank genome assembly
AUGUCUGGUCGCGGCAAAGGAGGCAAAGGUCUAGGAAAAGGAGGCGCCAAGCGUCACCGAAAGAUUCUUCGUGACAACAUCCAAGGCAUCACCAAGCCAGCUAUUCGUCGUCUUGCUCGCCGUGGCGGUGUCAAGCGAAUCUCUGGCCUGAUCUACGAGGAGACUCGUGGUGUUCUCAAAGUUUUCCUUGAGAAUGUGAUCCGUGAUGCUGUUACCUACACCGAGCACGCCAAACGCAAGACUGUGACCGCUAUGGAUGUGGUGUACGCUCUCAAACGUCAAGGACGUACUCUGUACGGAUUUGGCGGCUAG